CUCAUCUCAAUAGUCUUAACCAAGCUGGAUCUGAUGGUGUCAAGAUGAAUCUAAUAAGGAUGAUGAAAUAUUAUCUGCUCAGAGACAGAAGAUGUUGGAAGAAAUUGAACGCGAAUUUGAAGCUGCUUCAACUAGUCUGAAACAACUAAAGAAUGAUGAAAUAAACAAAGGAAGUGAUGAAGAACAAGCUGCAAAGAGACACAGUUUGUUAGAAGAGAUCGAACGCGAGUUUGAAGCCGCUACAAAAGAGCUUGAACAACUAAAGGUUAAUGACUUCACCGGGGACAAAAAUGACGAAGAACAAUCUGCAAAACGAAAGAGUAUGCUUGAAGCUAUUGAACGCGAAUUUGAAGCUGCUAUGGAAGGCAUUGAAGAACUAAAGAUUUCUGGUUCCACCGGAAGUGGAGAUGAUGAAGAACAAUCAAGGAGACUAAGUGUGCUUGAAGAGAUCGAGCUGGAAUUUGAAGCUGCUACAAAAGGUUUUGAACAACUAAAGUUUAGUGAUUCAACCAAGGACAAUAGCGAAAACGAACAAGCUGCAAAUAGACAAACUAUGUUAGACGAAUCGAACGAGAGUUCCAAGCUGCUACAAAUAACCUUAAGCAACUUUAUGUUGAUGAUUCUACUGAAGACAAAGAACAAUCUGCAAAGAGGCAAAGUAUGCUGGAAGAGAUUGAACGUGAAUUUGAAGCUGCAACAAAAGAUCUUAAACAUCUACAUGAUUUCACUGAAGGCAAUGCUGAUGAUGAACAUUCUGCUAAGAGAAACAAAAUGUUGGAAGAGAUCGAACGCGAAUUUGAAGCUGCCACAAAAGGUCUUGAACAACUAAAGGUUAAUGAUUUCACUGAAGGCACUAAUGAUGAAGAACAAUGUUUUACAAAGAUGGGUUUGUCAUACUUAUACAUCGGACAUAAACCCUAGUUGAUGCAGACAGAUGUCAUCAUCUCUGUACACAAGAUGAAU
Molecule: messenger RNA, 963 nt
Organism: Camelina sativa (false flax)
Lineage: Eukaryota; Viridiplantae; Streptophyta; Magnoliopsida; Brassicales; Brassicaceae
Product: TSK-associating protein 1-like
Source: RefSeq, a predicted model, not a curated record